GCACUAUUAGUUUUUUAUCCUUGCCAAAUAAAGCGCUCGUAAUACUCGCCUCUUUUGCGGCUCCCCUCCUCUUGCUCCCGUUCUCGUCGCGGAUGCGGAUGGAAUGAGGCUUGCGUAGGAAUCUAAUAUGAAGUAGGUUAAAGGGAUGGCGCGACAAGUCUUCAGCUCCUCCCUCUGCGCUUCGUGAAGCCUCUCACUCGGAAGGCUUGAGACUAUUGAUAUGAUGGUAAGAUUACCUCGACGGAGCUCGGGUGAGAGUAAGUAUAACUACAUUCUCUUGUUCCGGUUUGUAUCUCUCCCUCUCUCUUCCCAAGGUUUCGAACCUCACAACACUCGUUUAUUCAUCGGAGCAUCAGCCUUCACAAUCGCCUUUCAGUCAUGUCACUGGUCCGCCGCCUUCUGCUAGGGGCCACCUAUUUGGCAUUAACUGGCUCAAGUAGUGCAACCGUGCUGUCCCAGAACCAAGCAUGUAUCCCUAACCCAACCGUCAUAACGGUGGAAAUCAUUCAAGUCUCCGUUGUCUGCCCUGUCCUCCUUUCUGCCUUCAUUUCGGAGAGCACUAAGAUUACUCUCGCUCCUGGAUGUACCAUCGUUGUUAGCGAUGCCCCAACUUCACUGAGCACCUUGGUCACGAUAACAACCCUUUCAGAAAGCACCAUUACACAUUCGUCUUCGUCCCCAGCAAAUACUGUUUCACACUCAUCCUCGCAUCGCUCUUCUUCCUCUACUGGGUAUCCAAUAAUACCAUCACCAUCCCCAACAACAAGUGGAGUUCAACAUCAAUACAAUACCACCUCCAGUCAUCCCGAAAUAUCACCACCAUACCCAACAACAAGUGAGGAUCAUCACCACCAUUAUAGCAAGUCUACUCGUUAUGUGACCACCACCACCUUCCUCCCACCUAAUGGUACGGCUUUCACUUCCACGAAGCCAGGGAAUUGGAGAAGACCAGGAACUGUUGUCGUGGGCUAUGUGGAAAGCUUGGUCACCGAGACCAUCUCUGGUUCAGUUGCAACACCUUAUACCGUACCUCCUUCUGGAACAGUUCCAGGCACUGUGGUCGUGGAGAGUCAGCCCUGGCAAACAGCAACAACAUAUCUUGACAAUGGAGAAUCCGCAUAUACAUCGACUGCUGGCUUCAAUGUCACUGUCGGUAUUUCUGUUGACACGGUGACCACUACUACCUUCCUCAACCCUACUGCUACGGGCUUCACUACCACCAUCCCAGCCAUGGGGCCAACAUCUGGGACCGUCCUCGUCGGCUAUGUCCAGAGCGUGGUGACGGAGACCAUCACCGGCGCUACGGCCGCCACCACGACCAUCGCUCCAUCCGGAACCGUCACGGGCACAGUUAUCAUCACCAUCCCCACGCCUGACGUCAGUUGCAAUAACCAGGGAAUCCAAUGGGCAGUCUUCGACAGCUUCUUGCCAAAUGAUGGCAUAGGCUUUUCUGCCUUUAACCCUACCGUCUUCAAGACAAAGACGCCUCUGUACAAUAGCGUCACUAGUAGCAUUGGCGGUUUUGAUAUUGGUGGCAACUCUGCCUUCUCGAUAUACGGCAGCACACAGAGGUUCGGUCCCAGCUACUUCGCGCUCAACCAUCGCGGCUACCUCUUUGCUCCAUCUACGGGAGUGUACACCUUCCUAGUCACCAAUCCCGACGAUAUUGCCAUCAUCUGGGGGGGCGCAGAUGCCUACGAAGGCUACACAAGGGCCAAUUCUAACUCGAUAGCGACAUACCCCUUAACAGAUGAUCAACAACGGUCGUUUGAGGUUGAGCUGGUUGCGGGCGAAUACUACCCAAUACGGGUCAUCUUUGGUCAAGGAGUGGGUCCUGCUAUAUUCUACACCUCAGUAACUGCGCCUGAUGGGACUGUCCUCUUGAAUUCGGACAGCGGUUACUCGCCUUACCUUGUACAAUUCUCCUGUGACGGGAUUGCAGCACCCGCCUACCCUGCUUGGGGACACGAGUCUUAGCUUCAUUCGCAUUGCAAUAUAUUUGGUCAAGUAUAGAGAAAGGGUCUUUAGACCUAACGAUCAAGUGAGGGGGAGUUUGGGAAGAGAUCGAAGAAGGAGGGAAGGCAGCAUUUUAUAGAUGUUCCGGUUCAGUCACAUAUAUAUAAUGCAUUAUUAGAUUUAAUAAAAGUGUUG
Pseudogymnoascus verrucosus is the source of this 2151-nucleotide messenger RNA. RefSeq lists its product as uncharacterized. The record is from RefSeq and is a predicted model, not a curated record. Lineage: Eukaryota; Fungi; Ascomycota; Leotiomycetes; Thelebolales; Thelebolaceae. The coding region runs from base 379 to 1977 and encodes 532 amino acids. The transcript has a single exon.